AUGCUUCUCUACCGAGACUUGGACAAGUUCUGCGCUGCUCUCGGCGAAGGAAACAAAACCUAUCGGGACUGCAAACAUUCCCUCGACAUGAAAAAUAUCUUCACGGUGGCCACGUUUCCGCGUAAAUACCAGGAGCUACUACUGCGCCCUUACAUCACGCAUCUUCACGGCUUCCCCCACUUCCAAAUACCCACUUAUGUCAGCUCUGAGCUUGGCCAAAGCGCACUGACGUCUAUCAAACAUCUUGCCUGGUCUCAUCCGGACAAUGUCAUCCAAUGUUUUACCCAAAAGCAUGCUCUCGCAGUCGCGCAGUUCCUCGCCAACGAUUACACAACAAGCCCUCAGAACUUGCCAGUCCGCCAUCGCGCAACUUUUCUACCUGAAGCAGAGCGGGGACUGGAACACAAUAAUCAUUGUUGGAGGCGCUAA
Mytilinidion resinicola is the source of this 429-nucleotide messenger RNA. RefSeq lists its product as uncharacterized. NCBI's taxonomy places the organism in Eukaryota, Fungi, Ascomycota, Dothideomycetes, Mytilinidiales, Mytilinidiaceae. The transcript has a single exon. Bases 1 to 429 code for a protein of 142 amino acids. The record is from RefSeq and is a predicted model, not a curated record.